Messenger RNA from [Torrubiella] hemipterigena, 2495 nucleotides. Lineage: Eukaryota; Fungi; Ascomycota; Sordariomycetes; Hypocreales; Clavicipitaceae. The record is from the annotation of a GenBank genome assembly.
GUUCUUACCAGCGUCGCUGCAAUCUUACAUCACCGGUGAAUUAAUACCAGGAAAUGUGCGGCAUUCAUGCGGUAUUUUCACAUACACAGCCCGGCCCCAUUGAACCGCAACUCUUGCAGCGUCUGCGCAAUCGCGGCCCCGACCACCUGGGAACCGUGGCAGUUGAGUUUGAGCGAGAUGACUCGACGCGUGUAUAUGUGACCCUGACGUCGACAGUUUUAUCCCUGCGAGGAGACAAUCUGACGGAGCAACCCCUUGUUAGCAACGACACGGGUGCAGUUCUCUGCUGGAACGGAGAAGCUUGGAGCAUAGGAGACAAACCGGUUGUUGGAAAUGACGGCGUAGCUGUGUUAAACCAUCUGGUACAUGCGAGCCGCUCUGGCCACGAAGCUAUCUUGUCGUCUAUACGAGAUAUUCAGGGACCAUUUGCUUUUGUGUUCUUUGAAAAGAAGAGCAAGACGCUGUAUUUUGGCCGAGACCGUCUUGGAAGAAGAUCACUACUACGUGAUACUUCCGAGGGUUAUGCUCUGUCUAGCAUCGCCGGGCAAACAGCGCCAUCAUGGAAAGAAGUUGAAGCCGAUGGAUUAUACAGCAUAAAUCUCGCAUCUAGCGAGAUUAUUUCUAGCAGACACGAUUGGAUCAGUGACGAGUCUCAUGUAUCUGGUAUUGGGACUUUCAAUUCCACCGUAUCGUCUGAACCCGAAUCAUUAUCAAGAGAAUCUGAAGCAUUGAAUCUCCUCCGUGCUCACCUAUCAGACUCUUUGCACCCACGCGUUUUAACCGUUGCAGUACCACCAAACACGAGCACCACAGAUUCGAGGAUUGCAGUGCUCUUCUCUGGAGGUCUUGAUUGCACAGUACUUGCGCGUAUGAUUAAUGAUAUUGUCCCCCCUGGUCAAUCUAUCGACUUGUUGAAUGUGGCGUUUGAAAACCCGCGUAUAGCAUUUCAUAACAAAGAGCUAGAUCAGGCGGCUUUAUACGAGUUGUGCCCUGACAGAAUAACCGGCCGAAAAUCUUUCACCGAAUUGAUCCAAGCAUGUCCAGAUAGAAGAUGGCGAUUUGUAAAUAUUAAUGUACCAUAUACCCUAACAACAGCUCAUCGGAGCGACGUUAUAAACUUGAUUUACCCGCACAAUACUGAAAUGGAUCUAUCCAUAGCUUAUGCUUUAUAUUUUGCAGCCAUGGGCGUUGGAAAAGCACAGAUUGCUGUAGAUGCCGAGCCAGAAGACUAUGGUACCACUGCGCGUGUUCUUCUCUCUGGCUUGGGUGCCGAUGAGCUAUUUGGCGGUUACCAACGACAUGAGACUGCUUUUCAACGACAUGGAUACCCUGGGUUGAUUGAUGAGCUCAAACUGGACGUCUCUCGCCUUGGAAAACGAAACUUGGGAAGAGAUGACAGAGCCAUGUCAAACUGGGGCAGGGAGGUACGGUUUCCAUAUCUAGAUGAAGCUUUUGUGAAAUGGGCCAUUGGAACCCCUGUCUGGCAGAAGUGUGAUUUUGGAAAUGGAGAAGAUAAGACAGGAGUAGAACCAGGUAAACGACUACUGAGGCUCCUGGCGCAAGAGCUCGGAUUACCAUCUGUUGCAACAGAGAAGAAGCGUGCGAUUCAAUUCGGAGCACGCACUGCCAAAAUGGAGAAUGGAAAAGUUAAGGGAACAACCCUGAUAGCAUGAGAAUAGCAUACAGUGGCAAGUCCCACUUGAGCAACCCGGCGAUGAUGAUACCCAGAUACUUCCGAGUCUAGCUUCGCCCUGGGCCCGAGCAGUCGUGGCGUUUUGCUGCUUAGCAGCAUAACCCUUCAUGCUCGGGUGCAUAUUUACGCGAGAGACAAUGACGUCGUAAAGGCAAGUCUGAGCUGAUAAUGGAUUGCCAAGUUGCUUGUAUAUAACGGCCAUCUAUGCUGCAGCACGAUGGCAAGGGGUAUCUUUGUAUACGUCUAUAUAAAAUUAUAAUACAUGAUAAUGAUGGCACAUUCAACCGAACGCGCUGACAGCAUUGAGAGCGCCCAGAGAAUCGACCAUGAAGUGACUAAAGGCCUCAUCCUCAUUAUCGUCAUCCAUGUAGGCAUUGUCGUCGGUUUCCACAGGGAGUUUGGAAUAGAGCCCAUCUCCUGCCCGAGGCCAUAUGUCGGGUAAUGUAUCCUCUUCCUCCUCGUCUACCUCGUCAUCGCCUCUGGCGGCGAUUGCUGACUCAAACAUGCGUUGUCUAUUUAUCGAUUUCUUGGAAGCUUUGUGACGUUGUCUCAUCCGCGGGUUGAUCAAUGUAUGACCGUGGCGCCGCCGAGACGAAGUACUUGAUGCUGCAGCCAUAGCCAUGACUUUGUUCUCAGCAACGGCUGCUGGGUCCCAGUCUGGAGAGCGGAAAAUAGGAAGCCCGGGGUGUCGUUUUGACACCGAAACCAGGAUGUCCACAAGAAGGCUAGGAUGCAGCUGGUCGCAGAAAGUUAAUAUGUUGAGGAGGUCGCUGCGUUUUCUCGACGCAAAGUACUCCGACCG